Messenger RNA from Cyprinus carpio (common carp), 1903 nucleotides. It is a transcript of the gene cckbrb, whose product is annotated as cholecystokinin B receptor b. Gene Ontology annotation, molecular function: neuropeptide receptor activity; gastrin receptor activity. The record is from RefSeq and is a predicted model, not a curated record. Gene Ontology annotation, biological process: neuropeptide signaling pathway. Gene Ontology annotation, cellular component: membrane. Lineage: Eukaryota; Metazoa; Chordata; Actinopteri; Cypriniformes; Cyprinidae.
UCCAGGAUGCUUAAAUCCCUGACUCACCUGCAAACUCCCACCCCUGCUGGUUAAGAGCUCAUCAACAAACCCUCAGCUCAGUCCACGCGCGAGAAGAGGCUCAGUGGCGCUCCGCGUUUCAUCACAUUAUCAUACAGAGCAACUGUGCCUUCAACACUGCUGAGCAGCAACGACUCAAACGUUUUAUUUCAGCAUAAGCUGAUCUUAUUUCUCCCUACUCAACUUUUUAUUGGUUUUUAAUUGAUCCUCUUUAAAUUUCUGCUCUCUAAGCCACUUAUGCUACUGUUUGCGCUCUCAUUAGACACUUACUGUUGACGAAUGACUGCGAGGAACCGCUAAUAUAAAACAGUUGUGGUUAGGUCCGAAAUGGAUUUACAAACGCUAAAUGAUACGUUUGGGAUUUGGGCAUGCCUUCAGCUUCAGAACAGCUCGGGUCUGAACGGGACCUUAAACGGGAGUCUGGAGAUUCCCAACGGCACCUGCAGAGACGCGCCUCUUCUGCCCAAGACAGAGCCGGCGCGACCUAAAGAAAUGGAUUCGCUGCGCAUACUGCUAUACUCUCUCAUAUUCCUGCUGAGUGUGUUUGGUAACCUGCUCAUCAUUGUGGUUCUGGUGGUGAACAAGCGAAUGCGGACGGUGACCAACUCAUUCCUGCUCUCCCUGGCUAUUAGUGAUCUCAUGAUGGCUGUUUUCUGCAUGCCCUUCACUCUUAUUCCAAACCUGUUGGAGGAUUUCAUUUUUGGAGCUGCCAUGUGCAAGAUUGUGGCCUAUCUUAUGGGAAUUUCUGUCUGCAUAUCUACCUUCAGUCUGGUGGCUAUAGCCACUGAGAGGUACAGUGCCAUUUGCGACCCAUUAAAGUCCCGGGCAUGGCAGACCCGAUCCCAUGCCUACAAAGUCAUCGCUUCUACCUGGGUCCUAUCCUUCCUUAUUAUGACACCCUAUCCCAUCUUCAGCACGCUGGUGAAGUUCACCAAGCCCAACAAUAUUACUGCUCACAUGUGCCGCCAUGACUGGCCAAAAAGUGAGGUGGAGCAAGCAUGGUGCAUCCUGUUGCUAUUUGUUCUGUUCUUCAUUCCUGGAGUGGUGAUGAUCAUUGCUUAUGGGCUCAUUUCUCGAGAACUCUACCGUGGAAUACAGUUUGAAUUGGAGCAGAAGAUGGGACAGAGUGGAAUGAAAAAUGGUAUCAGCACCACUGUCUUAUAUAGCAGUGAUGAUGGAGACGGCUGCUACAUCCAGGUGUCCAAGAGGCCCAACUCAAUGGAGAUGUCAUCCCUCUCCCCAACGGGCUCCGCAAAAGUGGACCGACCUCGUAGCAACACGUCCGAGGCUACACUAAUGGCCAAGAAGCGAGUGAUCCGUAUGCUCAUUGUCAUUGUGGCUAUGUUCUUUAUCUGCUGGAUGCCCCUGUACUCCGUCAACACCUGGAAAGCGUUCGACCUUGCCUCGGCCCACAGGGCUCUUUCUGGAGCCCCCAUCUCAUUCAUCCACCUGCUGUCCUACACAUCCGCCUGUGUCAACCCAGUUAUCUACUGCUUUAUGAACAAGCGCUUUCGAAAGGCGCUUCUCACCACCUUCUCCUGCUGCUGCUUGCCCUGCCACAGAAAAGGCUUCAGGGAAGGUGACGAUGAGGUUACUGCCACCGGAGCGUCCAUGUCUAAGUUCAGCUACACCACUGUCAGCACAAUGGGACCAUGCUGAUUCUCAGAGGACCCAGGCUGGGCAAGAUGGAGAAGAAUUGGGUUGUUGUUGACACGUGGUGAGGGUUUACUUUGGUAGAAGGCUUAGAUUGUUUAUCACCUACACUCUAAAAAAUGCUUGGUUUUUUCAACCCAACUUUGGGUCAAAUAUGGACUAACCCAACCAUGGGUUAAUUUUUUACAUUAAAUUUUUAACCCCAAAGUUG